Messenger RNA from Lactuca virosa, 2382 nucleotides. The record is from the annotation of a GenBank genome assembly. Lineage: Eukaryota; Viridiplantae; Streptophyta; Magnoliopsida; Asterales; Asteraceae.
AUGUUUCAUCAAUACAUAUCUUUCAUCACCUCCAUUUUCAUCAAUCAAAUUUCCCACAUUACGUAUCACAAAAUUGACGAAAUCGUGAAAAUGGCGUCACAAGGAACGGAGAACGGGGAAUUUAGCUUUCCAAAGACACCGACGAAAGGAAGGAAUGGACUUCCGAAGAUUCAAACACGUGGUGGAAAGAAGGAAGACGACCAGAUCUGCCAUGACGACAGUGUCCCGCCGGUAAAAGCUCAAACGAUCGACGAGCUGCAUUCGCUCCAGAAGAAGAGAUCUGUUCCAAAUACGCCGAUCAAAGGCGAAACUCAGCCUGCUUUUAAUGCUAUUUCCGAAGAAGGACGCCAGAAACAGCAGCUUGAAUCCAUUAGUGCGUCGUUGGCCUCAUUGACGAGAGAAACCGGGCCGAAGGUGGUGAGGGGAGAUCCGGAUCGGAAAACUGAAACUCCGAGAGCUCAGGUGACUCACCAACACCGUCAUGUUCACGCUCCUACCCUGAGUACCAGUGACAGUGCCCUCAAGUUCACUCAUAUCCUCUACAACCUAUCCCCUGCUGAGCUUUACGAGCAAGCCAUAAAAUACGAGAAAGGAUCUUUCAUAACCUCUAGCGGCGCUUUGGCUACGCUCUCUGGUGCGAAAACAGGGCGAUCACCGAGGGACAAACGCGUUGUCAGAGACGAGACAACCGAAGACGAACUUUGGUGGGGAAAGGGGUCUCCGAAUAUUGAGAUGGAUGAACACACUUUCUUAGUCAACAGAGAAAGAGCGGUGGAUUACUUGUGCUCCCUCGAUAAGGUUUACGUAAACGACCAGUUUCUCAACUGGGAUCCAGUUCAUCGUAUCAAAGUCCGUAUUGUAUCCGCAAGAGCCUAUCAUUCAUUAUUUAUGCAUAACAUGUGCAUCCGACCUACUGCGGAAGAGCUAGAGGAAUUCGGUACUCCAGACUUCACAAUAUACAACGCGGGCAUGUUCCCAUGUAACCGUUACACGCAUUACAUGACAUCAUCAACAAGCAUAGAUCUGAAUCUUGGAAGAAGGGAAAUGGUAAUUCUUGGAACCCAAUACGCGGGUGAGAUGAAAAAAGGUCUUUUUGGUGUCAUGCAUUAUCUCAUGCCUAAACGCCAAAUCCUUUCCCUUCAUUCCGGUUGCAAUAUGGGGAAAGAUGGUGAUGUAGCACUCUUCUUUGGAUUAUCAGGUACUGGAAAGACAACACUGUCUACGGAUCACAACAGAUAUUUAAUCGGAGAUGAUGAACAUUGUUGGAGUGAAAAUGGGGUUUCAAAUAUCGAAGGUGGUUGCUAUGCAAAGUGCAUAGAUCUAUCAAAGGAAAAGGAACCCGAUAUCUUCAAUGCCAUCAAGUUCGGGACAGUUAUGGAAAAUGUUGUGUUUGAUGAACAUACCCGAGAAGUCGAUUACUCAGACAAAUCUGUAACAGAAAACACUCGGGCCGCGUAUCCUAUAGAAUACAUACCAAAUGCUAAAAUACCAUGUGUGGGCCCACACCCGAAGAACGUGAUCCUAUUGGCUUGUGACGCGUUUGGUGUUCUGCCACCUGUCAGCAAGCUAAACUUGGCUCAAACUAUGUACCAUUUUAUCAGUGGCUACACUGCUUUGGUGGCGGGAACAGAAGAUGGGAUAAAGGAGCCACAGGCAACAUUUUCAGCAUGUUUUGGUGCGGCUUUUAUAAUGCUUCAUCCAACCAAGUAUGCAGCCAUGUUAGCUGAAAAGAUGAAAAAACACGGUGCCACCGGAUGGCUUGUCAACACUGGCUGGUCAGGCGGCAGUUAUGGAUCAGGAAAGCGUAUAAAAUUGGCGUACACUCGAAAAAUGAUCGACGCAAUCCACUCGGGUAGCCUUUUGGAAGCGGAGUACACAAAGACCGAGAUAUUUGGACUUGAAAUCCCUACUGCAAUUGAAGGUGUUCCUUCCGAGAUUCUUGAUCCCGCAAAUACAUGGCCGGACAAAAAGGCACAUAUGGAUGCACUAACUAAGCUGGGAGGGUUGUUCAAGAAGAAUUUUGAGGUGUUUUUGGACUACAAGAUUUGGAACUGAUAAUAAUUUAGCUGGUGAAAUUCUCGCGGCCGGUCCAAACUUCUGAUUCCGAAACAAGGAAGAAUAAGAUAUAUAAAAUAUGAUGCAUGGGAAUAAGGUAUUCCUUUCUACCGAGGGGUGGAAUCCGUGAAUCCAAAGCCGAAGGAGUUAUAUGUUGGUUUGUUUGGAUUUGAGGAUUUUAUUUUAUGCCUUGAUUCAAGGAUGUUAUGUAUGUAGACUAAAUAAAUAUGUUGUGUAAAUUAGUUUUAUAAGACUUCUUUCCAAGGGGGAGGGAUUUAGAUGUGUUUUCAAGAGUUGAGUUAGUUAUAUGUUAUGCAAAUACUACAC